AUGAGCGGAGAAACUUUUGAAUUUAGUAUCAGGCAUUCUGGUAAAGUUUACCCAAUAACACUUUCCACUGAUGCUACUGCGGGCGAUUUGAAAGGUAAAGUAGAGGAAUUGACGCAAGUUCCAAGUGCCCGUCAAAAAUAUAUGGUUAAAGGCGGUUUAUCCGGUGAAGAGGCCAUUAAGAUUGCCUCCUUGAUUAAACCAGGAUCAACAGUUAUGCUAUUGGGGACUCCAGAUGCUAACCUAAUCUCUAAACCAAUAAAGAAGAACAAUUUCAUUGAAGAUCUUGCGCCUGAGCAACAAGUUCAACAAUUUGCUCAGUUACCUGUUGGUUUCAAGAAUAUGGGCAAUACCUGUUACUUGAAUGCUACAUUACAAGCGCUAUACAGAGUUAACGAUUUAAGGGAAAUGAUUCUUAAUUAUAACCCUUCCCAAGGGGUCUCUAACAAUGGGGUGCAAGAUGAAGAAACACAUAAACAAAUUGUUAUUGAAAUGAAACGUUGCUUUGAGAACUUACAAAAUAAGAGUUUCAAAAGUGUUUUGCCCAUUGUGUUAUUAAACACUUUAAGAAAAUGUUACCCACAAUUUGCUGAACGUGAUCCACAAGGUGGGUUCUAUAAACAACAAGACGCUGAAGAACUGUUUACACAACUAUCUCACAGUAUGAAUGUUGUUUUUGGUGACAAAUUUUCCGAAGAUUUUAGAAUUCAGUUCAAAACUACCAUCAAAGAUACAGCUAAUGAAAACGAUGUUACUGUGAAAGAAAAUGAAAGUGAUUCUAAAUUGCAAUGCCAUAUUUCCGGUACUACAAAUUUCAUGAGAAAUGGGCUUCUGGAAGGCUUAAAUGAGAAAAUCGAAAAAAGAUCCGAUUUAACCGGCGCCAAUUCCACCUAUAGUAUCGAAAAGAAAAUAUCAAGAUUGCCAAAGUUCUUGACCGUUCAAUACGUUAGAUUUUUUUGGAAGAGAUCUACCAAUAAGAAAUCAAAGAUUUUGCGUAAGGUAGUCUUUCCAUUUCAGUUGGAUGUAGCAGACAUGCUUACGCCAGAAUAUGCAGCGGAAAAGAUAAAAGUUCGUGAUGAGCUAAGAAAAGUCGAAAAGGAGAAAAAUGAAAAGGAAAGAGAGAUCAAGAGGCGUAAAUUUGAUCCAUCUUCCAGCGAGAAUAUCAUGACACCAAAAGAACAAUACGAGACACAAGUGGCUCUUAACGAGAGUGAAAAAGACCAAUGGCUGGAAGAGUAUAAAAAACAUUUUCCUCCAAACUUGGAAAAAGGUGAAAACCCAUCUUGUGUUUAUAACUUAAUCGGUGUCAUUACACAUCAAGGCGCCAAUUCUGAGUCUGGGCAUUAUCAAGCUUUUAUAAGGGACGAAUUGGACGAGAAUAAAUGGUACAAAUUUAACGAUGAUAAAGUUAGUGUUGUUGAAAAGGAAAAAAUCGAAUCUUUAGCCGGUGGGGGUGAAAGUGAUAGUGCAUUGAUCUUAAUGUAUAAGGGCUUUGGCCUGUAA
This is a messenger RNA of Saccharomyces mikatae IFO 1815, 1500 nucleotides long. RefSeq names its product ubiquitin-specific protease UBP6 (gene UBP6). NCBI's taxonomy places the organism in Eukaryota, Fungi, Ascomycota, Saccharomycetes, Saccharomycetales, Saccharomycetaceae. Bases 1 to 1500 code for a protein of 499 amino acids. Gene Ontology annotation, molecular function: cysteine-type deubiquitinase activity; protein binding; proteasome binding. Gene Ontology annotation, biological process: regulation of proteasomal protein catabolic process; proteasome-mediated ubiquitin-dependent protein catabolic process; protein deubiquitination. The transcript has a single exon. The record is from RefSeq and is a predicted model, not a curated record.